This is a messenger RNA of Scleropages formosus (Asian bonytongue), 4516 nucleotides long. RefSeq lists its product as uncharacterized. The record is from RefSeq and is a predicted model, not a curated record. The coding region runs from base 851 to 4516 and encodes 1221 amino acids. NCBI's taxonomy places the organism in Eukaryota, Metazoa, Chordata, Actinopteri, Osteoglossiformes, Osteoglossidae. The transcript has 5 exons. Gene Ontology annotation, molecular function: nucleic acid binding. Gene Ontology annotation, biological process: DNA integration.
GACGUAUCAUGGUGGAGACUAAGGGGUUGCUCCGCCCCCUCGUUGCUGGCUCCCGGGCGCGCAAGCUGAUAUACUGUGCCUCGCACGUUUUGGAGAUUGCUUUAAUGUUGGUUAUUUUAUUGUAAGGACAGCUGUGUGAAAUAUGUUAUCCAUAGUUUCCCACAAGAUAUUAAAAAGAAGAGCGUCCUUUUGUCCCUGUCCAUCGGGAUUUAUAUACUUUUACGCCUUUCUGGAAUCCACGUGAGGAUCUGGGCUAACUCAUUAGCUUAGCCGGAUCGUUACAAAUGGCGCCCGAACUGUGAAUGAAUACCCUUAGAAGGAAAGGUUUGGACACUGGACAGUGAGUAUAUUUGGAGUAUCUCUUUGGUGGAUAACGAAGGAAGCAGGCGAACUAUUUUUGGAAUUUGACUUUUUUAUUUGCCUCGCGCACGUUGGCUAGCGGAUUUACGAUAUUUCAUUCACUCGUGCACGGUGUGGCAACCUAAAACUCCAGUUGGCCAGACCGUGGGACAUUUUUCCUCGUCUUUUUCCCAUUUCCUGCGGAGUUCUACGCGCCGUGAAAGAGAGGAGAGGGAAAUUUAAAAGAAAAAAAAAAAGGGGGGUUAAAGGUUAAUUGUAUGUGAGUGUGUAAUAUAUGUUAAUAGUUAUUAGCUAAAUAAUGAAAACUGACCAGUGCUGAGUUUAAGAGUAAUUCAUCAUGUAAGGUUAUUUGAUGAUAUUAUUUUCUUAUGUAUUGUAAUACACUGAGUGUCUUCCUAUUGCACAUGCUGUUUUAGCCUACUUUAGGAUAAUUUUUUUUUCCAGUUAUUCAUGGUCACGUUUCUGUUUUGAUUCUCUCGGUACAUUUACAAUGGCUAGACGUAUUGUUGCAUUUGUGGAUGACGAUGGUAAAGGUGAUGGUGUUCCACUUGGGCUGUUGGGUGAUGAUUCGGUCACAAUUCAGCAUCUUGCUGCUCAGGUAAAAAAGUUACAGCAACAAGUAGAUAUGCUGACAUCUGCAUUUAGUAUGUCUGUUGACUUGCAACACAGCUUGCUACAGCAGUUGGAGAUCCAGACCUCUUCACACUCACAGGGACCAGACACACAUGCCCAUCCUAUGUUUACCUCCACCCCUGCUACACGCACACUCACAAAGCGCAAUAGUCGAGAUGCCGAGGAUUCUCAACAUUCGCAUGGACAGGAUGCUGGUGCCCAUCCUGGGCACACUUCUCUCACUGCGGCACACACUCUCUCCGAAUGCACAGCCCGGUCAUGUCCACACCCCCCGCUGGUUAGUUCUGCUCACCUUUCUGGCCUUGUGCCACCCAAGUUUGAUGGGGGUGAUUCUAUUGACCCAGAGGAUUGGCUUCAGUCUGUUUCGUUGUACAAAACAGCGGUUGGCUUACCUGAUACUCGGUUUUUUCUAGAGUUGACGAGGCUGUUUGAGAGGGAGCCUCGGAAGUGGUACUCUGCCAUGCAGCCCCACCUACUGUCGUGGGAACAUUUCUCAGAUCUCUUUCGUCAAGCAUUCUUACCAACAGACAAUGAGGAGAAGAUCUGGAGAGGGAUUUUAGACAGUGUUCAGGCUUCUGAUGAAUCACUUCCCACCUUUGUCGCUCACCUGGUGACUGAGUUCAAACGACUGAGGCAACCACCAUCUGAGCAAGAACAGAUCGAGGUGAUUUGCCGGCAUGUCUCAGACCAGUAUAGACUGGCCCUCCAUGCGGCCGCACCCACAACUUUAACUGAGCUGCUCCUGACUGCCCAUGAGCUACACGCUGCCUUGGGGCCUAUCUCCCCUAACAGGACUGCCACUUCUGCUCAGCUGGCCCAGCGACCAAACUUGCACUGCUACAAAUGUUUUACCCCCGGGGUCACCACGCGUAACUGUGGGACCUGUAGGAAAACUAGGCAGAGUGGAAACACAGAACCUGGUGGGGGGGCAGCUGCGAGUCCUCAGGCAGAUCAAGAGAACCCAAACGCUCCACAAGACACUAGGGGUGACCCGGGUGCUCGACCGCGUAGGUUUCAGCGGCCCCGGGGUGGAAACCAGAACCUGGAACCGGGGCCCAGCGUACAGAGCACAGGGGGUUCUCACUCCGUUAAUUUGGUGCAGGACAGCCCACGGAAGUCUAAGAACUCCCCUUUGUCGUCAGUGGUAAUGGUUAACCAAGUUUUUCUGAAGGCGACAUUGGAUACGGGUGCGUCCAUUUCAGCAGUCCAUCCAUCCACUCUUCUUAGGUGUGGAAUAAAUGAGGAUAUUGUUCUCCCUUGGACUUUCUCCCCACUUGAGUUGGCUGACUCAAAACAGUGCACUCCUUCGGGUGUUGUGUGGCUGCCCGUGAGCUUGUUGGGUCACUUGUUCACACAUCGCUUUGCUGUGAUUCCAGACCUGUCUUGCCCCAUUCUUUUGGGUACUGAUUUCAUGAUCCAGGCAGAUGUUCAUAUUCAUCCGGCCACAGGUAAUGUUAGGUUGGGAGACAAUGCAAACUACGCACCAGACCUAGGCCUGUUGGAGGGGGAGUUUGGGGACUUGGAAGGUCAUGUAGCUUGCCUGACUUUUAAGGAUACCAAAGUUGAUUUUAUCCCAGUGUUGGAUCAGGCAGCUUUACUUCCGGCAGACAAGGAAAGGCUGGCAAGCCUGUUGCGAGACUUUGAAUAUCUUUUCAGUGGAAAGCUGGGGAAGACCUCAUUAGUUGCACAUAUAAUCGACACAGGAACUGCGAAACCGGUGUGCCUUCCUCCCUAUCGUGCCUCACCCGCUAAAAGAAAGAUUAUCGAAGAGCAGAUUUCUAAAAUGUUGGAGGAUGCCCAUUUCACGUGGUCUCCUGAGUGCCAGCAGUCUUUUGAUCACCUGAAGCUGCGGCUGACUAGGGCACCAGUACUUGUUUUACCUAAUUUUGGGAAGCCUUUUACAGUUCAUACGGAUGCUUGCGAUGUUGGCCUCGGGGCCGCAUUGACCCAGACUGGGGAAGAUGGCUUGGAAAGGGCUGUCGCAUUUGCAAGCCGCACACUUCACAAGUCAGAGCGCCUAUAUUCCACUUCUGAGAAAGAGUGCCUUGGGGUGAUUUGGGCUCUCGAACACUUUCGUCCAUAUGUUGAGGGCUCCUAUGUAACAGUUGUUACGGAUCACAACAGCUUGAGGUGGCUGAUGUCAAGGCCCUCCCCCUCAGGGCGAUUAGCUAGAUGGUGCCUACGACUACAAGACUUUGACUUUGAAGUGGUCCACAGACCAGGCUCUGCAAAUUUGGUUCCAGAUGCCCUUUCGCGGAACCCUGCCUGUGAUCCUACCGAGCCCGUAGACCUGUUGCCAUCAUACGCCACUAUUGGCUCUUUGAACCUCAGACGUCAACCACUGUUAAUAUUGGAGGACAAGCAACAGCUUAAGUCGCUCCAGCAGGGCGACCAGGUAAUCGCAUCGCUGUUCACGGAACUGGAGAGCGGAUCCUGUGUGGACUCAACAGAUUUUUGCAUUCAGGACGGUUUGGUUUACUUCAUGGACAAGAGGGCUUCCUGCCGGCUUCAUCCUCUUAAGGCCCUGCGGUUCUAUGUGCCGGGACUCCUCCGUGGUACUUUACUGAGAUAUUUUCAUGACCACCCGAUGGGGGGCCACCUAGGCAUUACCAAAACCCUUGGGCGCUUACAGAGACGAGUUUAUUGGCCAGGUAUGAGGGGUGAUGUCAAGAGGUAUGUCCAGUCCUGCGUGACCUGCCAGUUGUCCAAGCCAGCCAAUCAGAAGCCUGGAGGCUAUCUGAAACCAGUAGUCGCUACAUAUCCAUGGGAGUUUGCUGGUGUUGAUUUCAUGGGUCCCCUCCCCAGAUCCGGCCGUGGGAAUGAAUAUAUUUUAGUUUUCAUUGACUAUUUCACCAAGUGGGUGGAGAUCUGUCCAGUUCGAGAGGCUAUAGCGGCGACUGCGGCCCGCAAGUUUGUCUCUGAGGUGUUUGCGAGACAUGGCGCUCCUGCGCACCUGGUCUCUGACAGAGGUGUUCAGUUUGUGAGUGACUUCUUUGAGGAGGUUGUUGCUGCCAUGGGCUCAGACCACAGGCUGACUACAGCCUACCACCCCCAGUCUAACCAGACGGAACGAGUGAACCGUACUAUUAAGACUGCAAUCCGUGCUUAUGUGGGGCGAAAACACAGAGACUGGGACCUCCACUUGCCGCUGAUAUCCUUUGCGUUGAGAACAGCUCCACACCAGACGGACUACAAGGUGGAGCUCACUUCCGCCCUGAGAGAGGCGUAUGAUCAUGUGAGGGAGUCCCUAGCGGAGAGCCAGUCCACACAGAAAAAACAUUAUGAUAAGAAUCGGCGUGCCGUCUCGUUCCAGGAGGACCUGGAGUGUUUGCCCCAGCAGUUGGCUGAGACCAAUUUGCAGGAGCAAGAGGCCUGUGUCCCGGAUGAGCAGGACGUAUUUGGCUUUGAUACCCUGUUUACGGAGCCGGCCGUCCAUGACCAGUUGGCGGCUGCUCCGACUGUGGGGGCACAGCCUCCCUCAGUUAAUAGUCCUGUGGUCACGCCCCCUUGGAUGUGCUGGUGA